CGAGGGGGCCAUUAGUUGGAAGACUACAGUAAUUCCAAACCAGGGUGCCUCCAGCCGUAGCUGAACUACAAAUUCCAGCAUGCCCGGACAGCACCCUUAGGAAACACUGCUUUAAAAGAAGAAUAACCCCUUCCUAUGUCCAUCCCUCGCCUGUGCUCAUCAGCCCAUACACAGAAGCCGCCACGUCAUGUGCUGCACGGGGAGGAGUGUGCACCGUGCCCUGAUAUCAGGCUAUAAUAAUAGAUGACAGAUCAUGCCCCGUGUAUUGUAAGGACACAUAUCUCCGGAGCGCCCUCCUUGCCCCAGUCUUGUGCCCACCCAGUGUCACCAGGAGGAGGAGGAGAGCAGGCGGCGGUGCAGGGGUUAAGCGGCGCUCACUUCCUCAUCACCUCCUCACACAUAAUGGCGGGCCCCGGGAGGCUGACGCUGCUCGUUCUGUGCUCGGUGCUGUGCGGUGCGGAGGAAGGCGCAGUCAGGACGGUCACCUCCAGAAACUGGACGGCGGUGCUAGAGGGGCAGUGGAUGGUGACAUUCUUUGCUCCAUGGUGCCCGGCUUGCCAGCAGAUAAAGCCCGAGUGGGAGAAUUUUGCAAAACGAAGUCCUCGCCUUGAUGUCAAUGUAGCCAAGGUGGACGUGACUGAAGAACCAGGACUCAGCGGUCGUUUCUUUGUCACAACUCUUCCAACAAUAUACCAUGUCAAAGAUGGAGUGUUCCGACGUUAUCAUGGAUCAAGGAUGGCAGAAGACCUUCACACAUUCAUUGCAGAGAAGAAAUGGGAAGUUAUAGAGCCGGUGGCAGGAUGGAAAGCGCCUUCUUCUAUCUUGAUGUCUGGGAUGGCCGGUCUGUUUCACUUAUCAGGAUGGAUCCGGCAAACCCACAACUACUUUACAGGACCUCUGGGAAUUCCAGCUUGGGGUUCAUACAUCAUCUUUAUUGUGGCCACCUUGGUGAUCGGACUCAUACUAGGUUUGAUACUGGUGCUUCUAGCAGAUUGCUUCUGUCCAGCUAAACCCAAGCGUCAGGUGGUAAGAUCUGCAGAAAUAAAUAAGGAUGAUGCGGAUAUUUCAGACAACGAUCAGAAGGACUCUACAGAUGGACUAAAGGAAACGCUUGACAAUGAAGAUGUAAUUGAAGAGGACAAUGAGGGUGACAAGGAAGAUGACAAAGCGGAGGACAGCGAAGAUGAUAAUUCUGACAGUGAUGCCAAGGAUUCUCAGGGGGACUCGGCAGUGGAGAAAUCUGACCUAGAAGAUGAAGAAGAACGGGACAGUUCUCCACAACCCCCAAGCACACCAGAGACUGAGAGUGCCUUGAGGCAUCGCAGAACUGAAGCUGCAGACAGUGGGGAGUAGAACUCCACAUUUCCAUGUUUUUAAUCUUUACGGACCAAAGAUAUGUCUCCAUUAUUUUUGCUGCAGUUUUUAUCAGGCGUUUGGAUUUGGCAUGAAAACUUCCUUUAUUGCAGUAACUGUAAGAAAGAAAGUUUUAGAUGUUGUCUUCAAGUGUUCACGUCUUACAGCACAAGACAUUUAGAUUAGUUUUUUUCUUGGUUUCAGGCAUUGACAUGUUACAUCUGAAGAACCCCCCUCCCCCCAUCAGUAUACACCAGAUACUUACUAGGCAGAUGCACCAGAACCCUUACAUGCCAUGUGACAAGUUUAUUGAUUGCUGCAGACACUUUUUAUACCUCAUUUUGAGGUACCGUGUUUCCCCGAAAGUAAGCCCUGGCAGGAUUAUCAAGGUGGGCUGCAAUAUAAGCCCUACCCCGAAAUUAAGACCUAGGCCAGGGGUAAUCAACUGCCGGACCGCAGUCCAGAUCCGGACCGCGGCUGCCAGUAAUGCCUGCAGACUCGACCGCUGCUACAGCCCCUCAUCCUCCCAGAGCCCCCCAUCCUCCACACUGCUACAGCCCCCAUCCUCCACACACUGCAGCCCCCCCAUAAAUAAAUAAUCCCUACCCUGAAAAUAAGCCCUAGUGUGUUUUUUGGGACUAAAAUUAAUAUAAGACCCGGUCUUAUUUUCGGAGAAACACGGUAUAAAGUGUACCUGUCAUUGUAAAAACAUUUUAACAGAGCUGGUAGAAAAAUGCGUUGCUGUGCGCUUCUUUUCCUGCUCUGUGUAUAUAUGAGCAGGACGGUCUCAUAGACUUACAUUAUGAGUCCAUUUUAGUUCUCUGGCACAGAGACGGGAGAGAACGUGCUAAGCGCACACUCUGAACACUCAGACUCCGACUAAUAAAAACUUUUAAUAUGUCUGUAGGACAUAUCAAGAUCUUUUUAAAAUGACACUUUAAAUGCACCAAAAUGAUUGUUGUAUUUCAUUAUUUUGGUGUAAAAUACUGGAGUAAUGUAAGCCAGUGGUCUUCAAACUGUGGCCCUCCAGAUGUUGCAAAACUACAAUUCCCAUCAUGCCCGGACAGCCGGGCCAUCUGGCCAUCUGGAGGGCCACAGUUUAAAGACCGCUUAUAUAAGCCAACCAAUAGGUGGGUUAAGGAAGAGGAAAAAAGGGUCUUGCAUACCUACCAAGAUGUGCCAAAUCUAUCACAUGGCAUGUGCUACUUUAGUAGAUUGGCGCAUCUUCUGCCUUCAUCUAGUUUUAUACUGCAUGAAUUUAAGGUAGAACUAAAGGACUAUUCCGGAGAAAUAUUUCUAGCUUUAAACUGUGCUGGUCCCCACUGUCGACACAUAGGAAAGCCUGCAGGCCUCGGCCAUUGAUUGGUUGGUUGAGCCGGCAUUUCCUAUGUGUCAGGAUGGAGAAUAGGAAGGGUUACCAGUGGGUACGGAAUAGUAGUUUUUGUUUUGUUUUGUUCCUGACACCCUGAGCACAAUUAAAAAUAUUUCUCCAGAAUACCUCUUCAGUAAACCUCCCUAUUGUAUUUAGUGAAAUGAGGGAUCCCUUAUACAGUUUUAUACAUAAUAUAGUUGUAAAUGUAUGUUUACAGGGUUUAUUUUGCUAUAGACAGGGUGUUCCGGCUUCUCAUACACUGUUUAAAUAGAAUAUAGUUUUGUUUUUUUUUUGUGGUUUUUUUUAUACUUGUUUUGCACAGUUAAAGAGAUGUUCUGCUAAGGCCCAACUUUAGUAAAGGGGUACU
Molecule: messenger RNA, 3092 nt
Organism: Hyla sarda
Lineage: Eukaryota; Metazoa; Chordata; Amphibia; Anura; Hylidae
Gene: TMX4
Product: thioredoxin related transmembrane protein 4
Exons: 8
Coding region: 244-1353 (369 amino acids)
Source: RefSeq, a predicted model, not a curated record